CUUCCUUGUUUAUCUGAGAUGGCAGUUUCAAUGUUACAGUUUAUUCUUACAUCUGUCAACAAGCUCCAGAUGUUAUGGGUUGUGUGAGCUCUAGAUCAAAGAAUGAUGGAGUCUUGAGGAAGACUCAGACACCUCAAACUAACCGCUAUACCAGAGAUCCGACUAAUACUGAGAGGCCUGCGCCCUUGCUUCCUGGACAAAAGCUACAAAAUGUGCAAGCUCGCAGCGCACAGGAGAAUAUUGUUGUCACCCUGUUUUCUUAUGAAGCUGUCAAACGCACAGAUCUGGGCUUUCAGAAGGGAGAGAGACUCAAAAUAUUAAAGGCGGAUGGUGAUUGGUGGACAGCAAAAUCUCUGUCUUCUGGACGUGAGGGUCUUAUACCUUCAAACUAUGUCACGACAGCUUGUAGCAUCGACUCGAAUGAAUGGUUUUUUAAGAACAUAAGCAGACGUGAUGCUGAGAGACAGCUGCUCGCCCCGGCAAACAAACCAGGAGCUUUUCUCAUCCGAGAGAGCGAGACGACUCCAGGAAAUUACUCAUUGUCAGUCAGAGAUGUGAAUGCUGAUGGUUCAGAUGGCGUUAAGCAUUAUAGGAUCCGUACCCUUGAUAAAGGAGGAUUUUACAUUUCUUCCCGAAUCACUUUCAGACAAAUACAAGAUCUCAUCACACAUUACCAGAAGAAUGCUGAUGGGCUUUGUCGAUGUUUGGAUAAAGUCUGCGUAAGGCCUGAAGACACCACAGCGUGGGAUGAGGACGCUUGGGAGAUCAGUAAAAAUGAUCUUCGUAUGGAGAGGAGACUUGGUGCUGGUCAGUUUGGAGAGGUUUGGUUGGCAUAUUACAACAAGAGUACUAAAGUAGCGGUAAAAACGCUGAAGCCUGGCACUAUGUCUGUGGAGGCUUUCCUUCAGGAGGCAAAUCUCAUGAAAAACAUUCAGCACGAUCGACUCGUUCGGCUUCAUGCUGUGGUGACCAAAACUCCUCCCAUCUUCAUCAUCACAGAGUACAUGGCUAACGGAAGCCUGCUGGAUUUCCUGAAGACCCCGGCUGGCAGAAAAGUGAAGCUUCCUAAACUCAUCGACUUUUGUGCCCAAAUAGCAGAAGGCAUGGCCUAUCUCGAAAAGAAGAACUACAUCCACCGAGAUCUACGCGCCGCUAAUGUUCUCGUCAGUGAAAGUCUGCUGUGUAAAAUCGCUGAUUUUGGUCUAGCAAGAGUCAUUGAAGACAACGAGUACUCGGCCAGAGAGGGAGCUAAAUUUCCUAUCAAAUGGACCGCACCUGAGGCCAUUAACUUUGGGACUUUCACUAUUAAAUCAGACAUGUGGUCUUUUGGUGUCCUAAUGUAUGAAACCGUCACUUAUGGUAAAAUCCCAUACGCAGGUCUCAGUAACAGUGAAGUGAUGGCACGAGUUCAGCGAGGAUAUCGCAUGCAAUGUCCAGAAAGCUGCACUAAAGAACUUUAUCAAGUCAUGAUGACGUGCUGGAAGGCCAAACCAGAGGACCGGCCAACGUUUGAGUACAUGCAGAGCGUUCUGGAGGACUUUAACACAGCCACAGAGGGACAGUACCAGCAACAAUAACACCACAACGCUGUUAAAGAGCACAUAUUAUGACCAUUUUUACAAGAUGUACUUUAAGUCUCAGGUAUGCUUAGAAAGUGUCUGUUUCCCCUAUUUGGGAGGGAGCAAAAAAGUGCUGUUUUCGUGUAUAUGCAAAUGAGCUACCAGAUCUGAUUUCUGUAAAUUCAGUCUGGGACAGUAGUAUCUUUAGCUGAAUUAGCUCUACAAUGUGCUAACAAACACCCUUAGAAAAGCUUUUGGGUAAAAUUAACCAGUCAGUAAGUUGCUGUGGCGGAGCUUUAUCAGUGUGACAUCACAUUAACAAGAGCAUCAAAACAGCAUGUUUCAUUUGGUUUAGGGUUGAUUUUUUCCAUUGUAGGAUGGUUGUGUUCACAAACUGUCAACACACAUUUAUGUCCAAACAAACACCUUAUAAAAGUGGUCCUAGUUGAUGUGGGGCUUACAUUCAUAGAAAGAAAAGUAUCUCAUGAUUAUAUAACUUUAUAGUCAUUCUCUUUUUCUAAAGAUUAAAGUGAUUUGUUUA
Misgurnus anguillicaudatus (oriental weatherfish) is the source of this 2100-nucleotide messenger RNA. Its product is annotated as tyrosine-protein kinase Lyn. The record is from RefSeq and is a predicted model, not a curated record. Lineage: Eukaryota; Metazoa; Chordata; Actinopteri; Cypriniformes; Cobitidae. Gene Ontology annotation, molecular function: protein tyrosine kinase activity; ATP binding; protein binding. Gene Ontology annotation, biological process: protein phosphorylation.